This is a messenger RNA of Pteropus alecto (black flying fox), 3566 nucleotides long. It is a transcript of the gene ZNF438, whose product is annotated as zinc finger protein 438. Gene Ontology annotation, biological process: regulation of transcription by RNA polymerase II. Gene Ontology annotation, molecular function: sequence-specific DNA binding; DNA-binding transcription factor activity, RNA polymerase II-specific. The transcript is spliced from 6 exons. NCBI's taxonomy places the organism in Eukaryota, Metazoa, Chordata, Mammalia, Chiroptera, Pteropodidae. Bases 16 to 3195 code for a protein of 1059 amino acids. The record is from RefSeq and is a predicted model, not a curated record. Gene Ontology annotation, cellular component: nucleus.
UUGGCAUUGGAUUGGAUGCAGCAACAUUUUGUUGGCAGAGGGAAGCUACUAUUUCAAGUCAAAUACGUUACAAUGCAGAAUUCUAUAUCGUUAUCACCAAAAGAUCAAGAUGUUUCUGUGCUCACCAGUCCUGUUGAGAAACAGCUGACUCAGAAAAUGUCGGAAUCUCCUGGAAAGACAGUGUGCACAGGUGAAUCAGUCAUGUCUUUUGGAACAAUACAGAGUGGGAAAAAUUUGCAGAAUAAGAGUCAGUUUAGGACCAUUGCACCGAAAAUUGUGCCUAAAGUCCUAACAUCCAGAGUACUGUCAUGCCAUUCACCAUCACUCUCUGAUCAAGUGAAUCCAGGGCCCUCCGUAAGCUCCACGCCCCUGGGGGUGCCUGCCCAGAAUUAUGCCCUGAUGCAGGUUGCUGGCCAGGAGGGGACGUUUUCUCUCGUUGCAUUGCCGCAUGUCGCCUCAGCUCAGCCUGUCCAGAAACCCAGACUGCCCUUGCCUGAAAACCUUAAACUGCCUAUUCCUCGAUACCAACCCCCAAGAAAUAACAAAGGAUCAAGAAAGAAACCUGUUCUGAGCUCCUCUGAGAGUGGCUGUAGCAAACCUCCUGCCCAAACCCAGACGUCCCCUUCUCCACCUGAUCAUCCUGAACCCCCGCCCCCACCAAGUCCAUCUGAGCCAGUGCUGUCGCUGGACCAAGCCCAAGCUAAUGUCAGUAUGACUAUGCUGACUGAUGGAGGUGGCCAUGAAGACUCUCGACCUCCAGUAACCAACGACCAUGGAGAUCCAAGCCUUCCUGACACCGUAACAUCCUCCACACCAGAGGAACCCUGCGCCAAGCCGGGCCUCACUAAGAUUUCAGGGAAAGAAAACUUUGCAAGCAAGGAAACAUCCAGUACAUCUUCAGCUAUCGUCAGUGAAAAGCAUAAAGAACAAGUCGAUCUUGCAAAAGGCGCCAUGAAGUUAUCGCCAGCUAUUUUGGGCAGUGCACUUCAGUUGAUCCCCUCAGUCCCCAAAGGUAAACUGCCCAUUUUACCAUACUCAAGGAUGAAAACGACAGAGGUUUACAAAAAUGAGUCAGAUAUUAACAUUGCAGACUUUUCUUCACCUGGGCUCAGGGCGGACUCCAUCACAGAAGGCUUUAACGCAGCCACCAAAAUGGCCAACAACGUGCUGGGUCCACAGGUGUCAAAGCAGAGUCCAGCCACCAAACUGGACCUCAACCACAAAACAAAACUGAAUGCUGAUCCUGAAGAACCCCCGCCCCCACCAAGUCCAUCUGAGCCAGUGCUGUCGCUGGACCAAGCCCAAGCUAAUGUCAGUAUGACUGUGCUGACUGAUGGAGGUCAUGAAGACUCUCGACCUCCAGUAACCAAUGACCAUGGAGAUCCAAGCCUUCCUGACACCGUAACAUCCUCCACACCAGAGGAACCCUGCGCCAAGCCGGGCCUCACUAAGAUUUCAGGGAAAGAAAACUUUGCAAGCAAGGAAACAUCCAGUACAUCUUCAGCUAUCGUCAGUGAAAAGCAUAAAGAACAAGUCGAUCUUGCAAAAGGCGCCAUGAAGUUAUCGCCAGCUAUUUUGGGCAGUGCACUUCAGUUGAUCCCCUCAGUCCCCAAAGGUAAACUGCCCAUUUUACCAUACUCAAGGAUGAAAACGACAGAGGUUUACAAAAAUGAGUCAGAUAUUAACAUUGCAGACUUUUCUUCACCUGGGCUCAGGGCGGACUCCAUCACAGAAGGCUUUAACGCAGCCACCAAAAUGGCCAACAACGUGCUGGGUCCACAGGUGUCAAAGCAGAGUCCAGCCACCAAACUGGACCUCAACCACAAAACAAAACUGAAUGGUGGGGCAACGAAGAGAAAAGGAAGAAAACUAAAGGUACCAGAUGAAAUUUUGGCAUUUCAGGGGAAAAGGAGGAAAUGUAAAAGAAUGAAAAAUGAUUCCCAAGAUUCCAGAGACCAAAAACCUGGGGCUAUGAAAAAAUAUCGUAGUAUUAUGCCUAAACCUGUCAUUGUCAUGCCCACUUUGGCUCCCCUCACUUCUCCUGCAGCUAUGUUACAAUCCCAAAGGCCCAGCAGCCUGGGACAGGACAUUUUGUUAAAUAAUUCACUCACUUCUAAAUAUCUUGGCUGUAAGCAGGACAAUAGCCCUUCUCCUAAGCCCAGCUCUGCAUUCAGAAAUGGAUUCUCUGGCAUUAAGAAACCUUGGCACAGAUGUCCUGUCUGUAACCACCACUUCCAGUUCAAACAGCACCUUCGAGACCACAUGAAUACACACACUAACAGACGGCCCUACAGUUGUCGGAUUUGUCGCAAGGCAUAUGUGCGUUCUGGCAGCCUGAGCACACACAUGAAACUUCAUCACGGUGAGAACCGGCUGAAGAAACUCGUGUGCUGCGAAUUUUGUGCAAAAGUGUUUGGUCAUGUCAGAGUCUAUUUCGGCCAUCUGAAAGAAGUGCAUAGGGUUGUCAUCAGCACCGAGCCGUCCCCCAGCGAACUGCAGGCAGAGGACGUGCCGAAGAACAGAGACAGAGAUGUGACUGUGCGAGGGACGGAGGGGUCCAUGCCAAGGGAAAACAAGUCAAGCCUAGAAGACGACCUCCUUCUAAACCAGGCAGACGAAGUCAAAUUACAAAUCAAAUGUGGCCGCUGUCAGAUCACUGCCCAGUCUUUUGCCGAAAUAAAGUUUCAUUUACUUUAUGUUCAUGGAGAGGAAAUUCAGGGCAGGCUGCAGGAGGAAAUCUCCCCAGGAAGCCAAGCUGCUCAGGAAGAGCUGGUUAAACAUGCCGCUCCUUCCUGGAAACAAUAUCCUGAAAGAAGAAAGCUGCCGAAGCAUUGUCCCUCCAAUGAGGAAGUGCAUGCACUUCCUAAACUGAAAAGGCAACUCCCCCUCCAUCAUCAGAAUGAUGUGGAAAUACUCAAGAAAAACGAAGGUGCUCAGUCAGGACCCAGGAAGCCCGGAGAAGACCCACAGGGCCCUGCGCUUCCCAGCCCUUACUCAGCUCUGCUUCGGUCCCAUGCGGGCUUUAACUGUGUCCUAUGUACCCAGACACUGGGGAGGAAGGAAGACCUGCUCCUGCACUGGGAGCAGCAGCACAACUGCGAGGACCCGCCCAGACUCUGGAGGAUUCUGGAUGCACUGUCCAACCAGGGCGUGUGCGAACCUCCCACCAAACUGCAGAGCGAAGCCCUGGAGUGAGGAGGCUGAGGAGGGGCUAAAGAGUUCUGUAUCACCUCUCUCCCCAAGCGUUUUGUUUUAUGGUGGUGCUUAAUUAUAAAAAUCAAAUAAGUUCGGAUCAGUGCUGAUGAGCAGAAGGAUUUUGUACAUAAUUUUAUUUUCUUAUGAAAUAUAUAUAUUAUAUAUGCAUCAAGGGCAUAUACAUAUAUAUGUAUAUAUAGAUGCAUAUUUUUCUAACCAUAUGCAGUUUUCUUUUAAAUUCUAUGUAUUAACUGUCAAUGUAUUAACUUUAUUUUGGUAUCAAUAAAAAUAUCAAAAUUUGGAGAUUGAAAUGUAUAGAAUUAUAGACUGUUCUUCAAAUAUAAUUUUCAGUAAAAAUGUGUUUGAGUGUA